GUGGGAGCUAUGGCGCCGAGUAAAGACAAAAAGCCAAAGAAGGCCUGGAGUUUUACCCUGGAUCUCACACAUCCAGUGGAAGAUGGGAUCUUUGAUUCUGUCAACUUUGAACAGUUUCUGAAAGAGAGAAUAAAGGUUAAUGGUAAAACAGGAAACCUCGGAAGCAUUGUUCAUAUUGGACGUUUAAAAAGCAAGAUUACAGUUUCUUCUGAGAAAAAAUUUUCUAAAAGGUACCUAAAAUACCUGACUAAGAAAUAUCUCAAGAAAAACAACUUGCGAGACUGGCUACGGGUAGUUGCAUCUGACAAAGAGACCUAUGAGCUCAGAUACUUCCAGAUAAGCCAGGAUGAUGAAUCAGAAUCUGAAGAAUAAAAUGUUUAAUAAACACCAUCAUUGUUAGUCUGACUGCUGUCUGAUCUUUGUAUGCACCCUAUGCUUCACUUUUUUUUGUUAAAGAAAAUAUCCACCUUUUUUAUAAGUCACCCUUUUUUGUUUUGGUCAUUAAAGCUAUAAGACAGCGAAAAUACAUUUUUGUGCAUAUUAGUUGCCCUGAUGUGGUAAAAAUACUCCUUUUAAAAGCAAAUUUCAUAGCCCCCCCAUACAUGUUUCAAAAAUAUCCUUAUACUCUAUUAUGUGCUAUUUUAUCAGUAAGGUGUGUCGCCAGUUUAAGUUGAACAUGGGUCAGAUUUGAAAUGAACCCUGUUGCCUGUAGAAAAAAUGUUUAAUGUCUCUAACAGAUCAGUGGGCUAGUGUAUUCAGCCAAAUGGGGAUAGGGACUUAUUCUGACUUGUUUAAUUAUAAUUUAUGCAGGCUAUCAAAUUUUUCCUGAGAUUAGCCCUUUUUGUUUCCAAUUUGGUUAUUACUGGUCAUAUGCUAGGGACUUCUUUCAUUCUGCUUUGCAUACCAAUAAGCAAGGUAUCUCCCUAACUUAAAUGCUUCUUAUGUGUGAAAUUGUUGCAUAGGUCCUGACUUGUAUGUUUUACAUUAACAAGGUACAAGAUGGGAUAAUUUAGUAUAAGCUUCCUCUCAUGGAAAUAAUAUCUAUAAAUAUCAAUUAAAAAUAUUGUUACCUUUAUAAAACAUUAAAGUCAGCCACAUCU
Molecule: messenger RNA, 1100 nt
Organism: Xenopus tropicalis (tropical clawed frog)
Lineage: Eukaryota; Metazoa; Chordata; Amphibia; Anura; Pipidae
Gene: rpl22l1
Product: ribosomal protein L22 like 1
Exons: 4
Coding region: 10-372 (120 amino acids)
Biological process (GO): translation
Cellular component (GO): cytoplasm; ribosome
Molecular function (GO): structural constituent of ribosome
Source: RefSeq, marked provisional